Molecule: messenger RNA, 1517 nt
Organism: Rosa chinensis
Lineage: Eukaryota; Viridiplantae; Streptophyta; Magnoliopsida; Rosales; Rosaceae
Product: 1-acyl-sn-glycerol-3-phosphate acyltransferase PLS1-like
Exons: 12
Coding region: 120-1337 (405 amino acids)
Cellular component (GO): endomembrane system
Molecular function (GO): 1-acylglycerol-3-phosphate O-acyltransferase activity
Source: RefSeq, a predicted model, not a curated record
UAACUGUCUUCAUCAUCUUUCCCGCUCUACUCUGAAACCCUAGGGUUUGAGUCUUCCACGGUUUUUUUUUCUCAGCGAUUUGAAUCGUUCGUUGUUUUGUGAAUUAAUUCGUUUCUCUGAUGGUUUUGCCCAUGGCGAUUGCACUUGGAAUUCUCUUUGCAGUGGUCGUGGUCCUUUAUCCGCUAAUCCUUCAUCUCAUUCCGGUGGUGCUGCUCUGCGUCUCAGGCCUCUUUGCCAAUCUGGUUCAGGCGUUUUGCUUUGUUUUUAUCUGGCCGAUCUCAAAGAAUGCAUACGCAAGGAUAAACGGCGUGGUUAAAGAAUUGGAUUGGCUGGUUCUUCUAGGCCUCAUUGAUUGGUGUGCUGGCGUUAAGAAAUGUAGUCUUUCUCUCUACCUGCUGCAGAUCCUAGAGUGCGUAGAGCAGGAAAGCAGUCAUUUAAAGGGUGAAGAGCAUGAACUUGUCAUAUCCAGUGCUAGAAAUGAUACCGAUCCUCUUCUUGAAUUGGUUCUCGCUCAGUGGUCAGGUUGCCUGGGCAGUUUAUUAGCUGUAAUAAAGACAACAGCAAGAUACAUUCUGGUCAGAGGGUGGCCAAUGUGGUUUUCUGAAUAUGUUUUUUCAGAAAGAAGUGCCCAUGAUGCAAGAAAACUUAAGUCAGAUCUAAAGGACUUCCGUCAGCCCUUUUGGUUUUCUGUUGUCCUAGAAAGAACUGGUUUUACUCAGGGAGAGCUUCUAGCUGCACAGAGGCUUCCUGUCCCUUGCAAGGUUUUGAGUCCUGAUACUAAGGAUUUGGUCUAUGCAGUGAGACGUGCGUACUCUGUUGUUCCAGCCAUUUAUGUUAUAACAGUGGCUUUUCCUAAAACUCCACCUUCAACUACAGUUGAAAGUGUAAUUAAAGGGGGACUUUCUGUGGUGCAUGUGUACAUUAAAAGGCAUGCGACUAAAAAAUGGCCUGAAACUGAUGAUGCUGUUGAAAAGUGGUGCACAGAAAUACUUGAAGCCGAGGAUGCAUUACUGGACAAACAUAUAGCAGAACGAACUUUUGGCGUUAAAGGAUUGCAAGCUAUUGGUCGGCCACUAAUGUGUUUCUUGGUUAUAUCUCUAAUUGUGUUGUGGGCUCUAAAGUUCAACUUUGUCUGCUGUUCCACACUGCUUGUAUUGAGUGCUGCCCUCUUUACUGGUCGGAUGCUUACUCUGUUCAGCUGUGGAGUGCUUUCGCUGUUGCAGUGUUUCAUGGAAGCCGCUAUAGCAAACAUUAGUUGGUCAGAGCACCUCAAGCCCAUCUGUGGCUGGUUGAUUAAUAUUCUUGGAGACUUGCUUUUGUUGCUCCCUUUUGAUUAACAUUCUUGGUGGUAAUAAACUUCAAAAAGUCUUCUCUUAGGCUUGUGUAUGAUGAUAGUAGAAGGAUUUUUCUAACAUGGCACAUGGCACAAUUAGGAAAACUAAUCCUCACAAGCACAUUUUUCCCUUGCUUGUGAGAAAUCUAUUAAAAGUGAAGACCAACUUUCCCUUGCUUUGCAA